Messenger RNA from Gambusia affinis (western mosquitofish), 1931 nucleotides. RefSeq lists its product as uncharacterized. Lineage: Eukaryota; Metazoa; Chordata; Actinopteri; Cyprinodontiformes; Poeciliidae. The transcript is spliced from 9 exons. Bases 529 to 1593 code for a protein of 354 amino acids. The record is from RefSeq and is a predicted model, not a curated record.
ACUUGGUUAAUUUGGUUAAAGUUUAUUUUUUCAAUUUGCAUAAGACAAACCUGUUAGAUUUAUUUGUUUAAUCUGUUUUUUUAAUUACAUUUUUGACCAAGUUGUAAAAUGCACGGAUGUUUACACCAGUUGUGAAAAGUAUAUUGGUCCUGUUUAGAAGCCUCAGAAUAUUUUGAACUUUGUCCUUAUAUUAAGAAAAAAAACAACCUAUUUUUUAAAAAUAUAUAUUUUUACGAUCCUUUAUUAAUUGAAAUUUAUUUUUCUUGUAUUUACAGCUUUUCUCUUGUGCGAGACUUGGCGAUUUGGAAGUUUUCCACUGCUGCCUGCUGCGAUUCUCACCUCUGCAUCACCACAUCAUCUCAGACCUCUUUAUCCUACAGACACAUAUUUUAUCUACAUAUUCAGACAAGUUCUUUUGCACAUAGUAACAUUCAGUUACACACACGCACACACACACACACACACACAUUUAAAUAACCGCCUUUCCCCCCCCAGGUGUCUUCUUUUUUUCUACUGUGGUCUUACAGGAUGCCCCGUAGGGGACGGCGCUCCGAGGCGGCCAAGGUGAGAUGGAGGAAGCUGGAGAGUGUGCCGGUCGUCGCCAAGCCUGGGACACCACCGCUCGCACCCAGCGCUUGGAACCCGACUCGGUCUCCGCCGACGAAGACGUCCCGACUGCUGGAGGGUGGCCUGCCCUACCAGAUGUCGCCCGUGGUUCGCCAGGACGAGGAGCCCCGUGGGCAGUCGACUUCUCUGGAGUCGCGCCGUGGGACGGGGCGUCGCCAUCGCGUGGAGACGUGGCCAGCUUCCCGGGUGACCAGACGGAGCUGCAAGUUGGUUCUGCCUACUGCCGAGGCUCUGGAGAAGAAGUUUGCUCUUUUGGUUGGUGAUUCCCAUCUGCGUGCUAUUGUGGAUGGGUAUUCUACCAUGCCAAAGGGCGACUUCUCCUUAGGGAUGCUUGCAUCUCCCGGCGCCUCUGCGGAAGAGUUGCGGCUUGAGGUGCUGGAUGCAGUUCUGCCUCGGCCCCCCGAGGUGAUCUGUCUUCUGGCCCCAAGUAACAACUUGACCGCCAGCAGGACCUUCGUGGAGGCCGGAGCGGCGUUUGACGCUUUGUUGCGUACCGUCUGCAACCUCUCUGCUAAUGUGGUCGUUGUGGACUUUCCCCCACGCCUUGGCGUGAAGGAAAGUGUGCAACAGCUGCGGCAGGAGUUUCAACGUGUGGCUGCUCAGAGAGGUGUUCGGUACUUGCCUGUCACUGAACACUUCCCGUUGAGCAGCCUAGCCUUGUGGAGCAGGGACGGCGUUCAUUUGAGCGAUCGUCCUGGGAUGGAGGUCCUUUCUCAGUUGCUUGAGGCGGCGGUCUCUUCGCAACUUGAGUUAAGUGCACCGAAAUCUCCAGCUCCUGUGAUGUUGGCUCCUCCCCCUCCUGGGACGGCAUCCCCCCCCGCGGUGAGACGUCCCCUGCCCCGGCUGGUUGUGGUUGGCGAGGUGGCUGCUCCCCGUCGUUCGGACCCCUUCGCCUGGACUGUGGUUGGUGGCCGUAAGGUACUGGAUACAUGCUUAGUUGAUUUAAGCAAAAUCUUGCAUGUUUAAUUCUUUAAGAAUCCAUGAAUGUGUAUAUUUGACUUUUUAACAUGUCUGUUUUGUGUCUGCCUACCUGAGUGUCCAUUUCAACUUUUCCUCAAAGUACAGAUCAUAAACUACAUAGCAGUUUUUUUAUUGUGUUGAGGGCAAGUAAAACUUUUCAGAAGAUCAUGUAAAUGUCAAAAACCACCUAUUUUGAGAAUGUGAAAGGGAAUUAGUUUUCAAACAUAAAAUAUAAAAUGCAACAUGACAUCCCUUUGUUAUUUGAAAUUUCAUCUAAGAAAUGGGGGAAACUUGUGCAAGUAAUGGUGAAAAGAGCAACUGUGACAAGUGGUACCAGAGUAAUA